Messenger RNA from Limanda limanda (common dab), 1376 nucleotides. It is a transcript of the gene gabarapa, whose product is annotated as GABA(A) receptor-associated protein a. NCBI's taxonomy places the organism in Eukaryota, Metazoa, Chordata, Actinopteri, Pleuronectiformes, Pleuronectidae. Gene Ontology annotation, cellular component: autophagosome; autophagosome membrane; cytosol. The record is from RefSeq and is a predicted model, not a curated record. Gene Ontology annotation, molecular function: GABA receptor binding; ubiquitin protein ligase binding. Gene Ontology annotation, biological process: autophagosome assembly; autophagy of mitochondrion; macroautophagy. The coding region runs from base 158 to 526 and encodes 122 amino acids. The transcript is spliced from 4 exons.
ACUAGCAAAACAGCUGUGUCGUGGCUAAAGCUGGUUAGCAUCGUUUGUUAUUGACGCCAGAGAGACAGUGUGUGUGUGUCAGCGCAUCGAGAGACCUCCGUUCACCGCAGAGAAUCAGCCCCGGAGUGACCGACCCGUCGUCCGUCAUCUCUCCGCCAUGAAGUUCCAGUACAAGGAAGAGCACCCGUUCGAGAAGAGACGGUCCGAGGGCGAGAAGAUCCGGAAGAAGUACCCGGACAGGGUGCCAGUAAUCGUGGAGAAAGCCCCAAAAGCAAGAAUAGGAGAUCUGGACAAGAAGAAAUACCUUGUCCCCUCCGACUUGACAGUGGGACAGUUUUACUUCCUCAUCCGGAAAAGAAUCCACUUGCGAGCGGAGGAUGCUCUCUUCUUCUUUGUAAACAACGUCAUUCCACCCACCUCAGCUACCAUGGGACUGUUGUACCAGGAGCACCAUGAGGAGGACUUUUUCCUCUACAUUGCCUACAGUGAUGAGAGUGUGUACGGGAACAGCCAAAGGGAAAUCUGAUCCCACUACCACCCCCCCUCCAACCACUACCCACCUUUCUGAGACCUCCACCGUUCAUUCAUUUGAAUAUUAAAAUCCAACUCGGCAGCCUUAGAGUUCCUAGAGUAAAAAUGUCAAAUGCACUUUCACCACCCAUGCAUUAUUACCCUUCUCCCAUUCAUUUCUGUCUUUAUUAUUCUGCAGUCUGAAUUGUAUUUGCCUCCGCUUUCUUUUCUGCAACAACCCGGGUCAGGUGGUCUCGUGGCCAGUUAUUUUUGUAGAUUGUAUUUAAGUGACAAACAAGAGAAAGAUUUAAGAAAUAAUAUUAGGACUAGGCCAUAAUUAUAGUUACUCCAGGGUUGGGGAAGAAAGUCGUAGAUUGUGAGUUCAAAUCAGCUCUCACUGAAUAUGGGGAUAGUCGCUUACGGUGGUCUGCAGGAGGAUAACAUGUCUUUUUGAUAGCGUUGUCUCGGCCAGAGUCAAGAAUAACAGCAGUUCCUCUGGUUGAUAAAAACCCUUUCCUGGCUAAGUUGAUUUAAAAAGGAAAAAACUCUCACCAGUGACCAGCUGCCCUGCAUCUGACCCGAGUCAGGAGUUUAAUAGAAUUCAGACUAAAAAGAAAAACCAUCCUCUGCUUUCAGUGGUAAGACUAUUCGUUUGACUGCUAUUAUGAUUAAUGUUUAUUAUUGUUAUUUUUUAGAUGGCUUAAUUUCUGAAGGUAUUGUGAAGCUGAGUGCAAUUUUCUCUUUUUUUUAAGUUUGUCUCCUUUUUAAAAAAAAAAAAAGAAAAUGAUUUGAACUCUGUAUACAGCUGCAUUACUGGCUCUUUCUCUUCACUCAUGCUCGUACAUGAUAAAAUGCGAUGAAAAGCU